Messenger RNA from Conger conger (European conger), 1421 nucleotides. RefSeq names its product transmembrane protein 238-like. The coding region runs from base 606 to 1106 and encodes 166 amino acids. NCBI's taxonomy places the organism in Eukaryota, Metazoa, Chordata, Actinopteri, Anguilliformes, Congridae. The record is from RefSeq and is a predicted model, not a curated record. The transcript has 2 exons.
CCUUGUGCAUUGCUCUUCUGGACCAGGAAAUUAUUGCAAUAAAAAUUUAUUAUUCACCAGCCCAGGACUUUGACUCUUUUCCCGAGAACCGACCUGUCAAGCUUAUUACAUUUUAACAUAUUCAAAUGGAAUAUUUUUAUACCAAUGCAUAGCCUAAAUCAAUAACAUGGAAAACGAUCCCCAAAUUCAAGGAACAGAAGAAAAACGGAGAUCUGUUUGAAUACUGGAGGUCUAGCACGUUUUCCUAACUUCAGCAACAUUUCAGCCUUUUUUGCAGUUAUAAUCCUUUUUUAUCUUAACACUUCGUAUGCUUUCACGCGGUUUUAUCACCCGUAUUCCCUUCACCUUUGUAUUUUGCUGGGUCAGACGAUGGUGACGACACCACCCCCACCCACCUGCGUCGAUUCCUUUCGUCCUCACACAGGUAGCGGUGAAAGUACACCUGCCUAAACGUACCUGUACCUACCCGUAACGACAGAACGAGUAGGCUACUAGGCGGAAUAUUUCGAGGUUUAUGGAUUUGAAAACAGAUCCCAAAUGAUCCUUUGAAAGAAAGAGCAAAAGCUGGAAGGUGAAACUUUAUUUUGACUCUUUUUUUUGUCGACAUGGAAACUAGACUUCGGGGACUAGGUCGCUGUUCCUGUGCCUUUUGGCUCGCGGUCGCCUUUGAUACUUUAGGGCUGAUCAUUCUCAUGAUCGGAGUGUUCGCGGAUCUGUUUUUCUACGACUUUCUUAUCUACGCCGGCGCUAUCAUAAUCUUCCUGAGCCUGAUCUGGUGGGUAUUCUGGUACACGGGGAACAUCGAGGUACCGCCGGAGGAACUUGAGGAUGACGUGGGUUUGCUGAAACGGGACAGGGGUAUCGCCGGUGUCAUAAGGCGCCUGUCCAGUCGUCUGUCCUACAGAGUAAGAAAUUCCUUCCGAAGGAACGGCGGGGUCCACAGCCGCGGCGGGGACCGUGAUGCCAUGCCCCAACAGCCAAUGCAAGCCCAGGGGCAAGCACCAGUGACGCUUCCCAUGGCUCAGUGCGACAACCUGCACACAGUAUCAGCCGCUGUGGACGGCGAACCGGCACCCAUCUCCACUACGGAAACCUCGGCCAUAUGACCCACGAAAGUUGAAGUGGAGAUGCGCGAUUACGUGGAACACUGACACCGCACGCAGGCUGUUGUCGUCGAAAUCCGGUCUAUUUCUCUACAGUUUACAAGAGAUUUCUACUUCUGCAACGCAAAGGAAGAUUGUCUACAUUAUUGUGGAAUGGACCAAAUUUUAUUCAGAUUUCUGUCCAUUUUGUUAGUUGUAUUGCGUCAUAGUAAAUUGUGAAUAGCCUAAUUCAGGAUCAUUUUUGCACAUUUGCAGUUUUUGUACAUGUAAUUUUUGUACAUAUGAAGGAGAAAAAUAAAAUGAAAUUGUAUUGUUUUA